Triticum turgidum subsp. durum (durum wheat) is the source of this 1641-nucleotide messenger RNA. The record is from the annotation of a GenBank genome assembly. NCBI's taxonomy places the organism in Eukaryota, Viridiplantae, Streptophyta, Magnoliopsida, Poales, Poaceae.
AUGGUGGUUGCAAAUGGCAAUGUCGACAUGGAGGAAGGAACCCUUGAGAUCGGGAUGGAGUACAGGACAGUUUCUGGAGUUGCUGGUCCUCUUGUGAUUCUUGAUAAAGUGAAGGGGCCUAAAUACCAAGAAAUCGUCAACAUACGAUUGGGAGAUGGCACAACUAGGCGUGGUCAGGUGCUUGAAGUUGAUGGAGAGAAAGCUGUGGUUCAGGUUUUUGAGGGAACUUCCGGUAUUGACAACAAAUAUACAACUGUGCAAUUCACUGGUGAGGUUCUAAAAACUCCAGUGUCACUGGAUAUGCUUGGACGCAUUUUCAAUGGUUCUGGGAAACCUAUAGAUAAUGGCCCACCAAUUUUACCAGAGGCAUACCUGGAUAUUUCUGGAAGUUCUAUCAAUCCCAGCGAACGGACAUACCCUGAAGAAAUGAUUCAGACUGGCAUAUCUACAAUUGAUGUCAUGAAUUCUAUCGCUCGUGGUCAGAAGAUCCCUCUGUUCUCCGCUGCAGGUCUGCCACACAAUGAAAUUGCUGCUCAGAUUUGCCGUCAGGCUGGGCUAGUAAAGCGUAAAGAGAAGACUGAUAAUAUCUUGGAGGUACUUGUAUUGUGUACAAUCUUGGUCUGGUUUACAUGGCGCAGUGAUGAAGUACUCCCCACUUGUGCCAAGAGGUCCUGGGUUCGACGCAGCCUCUCUGCAUUGCACUGUGCAGGGGUAAGGCUUGCCUCGUAUAAUUCUUCCCCAUACCCCCACCUGGUGUGGGAGCUUCUAGCACUGUGCCUGUCAUUGGUCUGGUUUACAUGGCAAACUAUGGGAGUAAACAUGGAAACAGCACAAUUUUUCAAGCGUGAUUUCGAGGAGAAUGGUUCAAUGGAGAGAGUUACCUUAUUUCUUAAUCUGGCAAAUGAUCCUACCAUCGAGCGUAUUAUUACUCCAAGAAUUGCUCUCACCACAGCGGAAUACUUGGCAUAUGAGUGUGGGAAGCAUGUUCUUGUCAUCCUGACUGACAUGAGUUCAUAUGCAGAUGCACUUCGUGAAGUCUCUGCUGCUCGAGAGGAAGUACCUGGAAGGCGUGGUUAUCCUGGUUAUAUGUAUACUGACUUGGCGACAAUCUAUGAGCGUGCUGGUCGUAUAGAAGGAAGAAAAGGAUCGAUUACGCAGAUACCUAUUUUAACCAUGCCUAAUGAUGAUAUUACCCAUCCAACUCCUGACCUUACUGGUUACAUCACCGAGGGGCAGAUCUACAUUGACAGGCAGCUACAUAAUCGGCAGAUAUAUCCACCAAUUAAUGUCCUUCCCUCACUUUCGCGGCUCAUGAAGAGUGCUAUUGGCGAAGGCAUGACUCGCCGGGAUCAUUCUGAUGUCUCAAACCAGCUAUAUGCCAAUUACGCCAUAGGCAAAGACGUGCAGGCGAUGAAGGCAGUGGUCGGAGAGGAAGCACUGUCAUCAGAGGACUUGCUCUACCUUGAGUUCCUUGACAAGUUUGAGCGGAAGUUUGUGGCUCAGGGGGCAUAUGACACGCGGAACAUCUUCCAGUCGCUUGACCUUGCCUGGACCCUACUCCGCAUCUUCCCCCGUGAGCUGCUCCACCGUAUACCGGCGAAAACCCUUGAUCAGUUCUACAGUCGUGAUGCCUCUCACUAA